UUUGGACAGUUUCUACAUUUGACACCCACCGCUUUGGGGUACAACCGAUUCCGCUCCCUGAUGAAAAGGCGGUUGCUGCUGUUCUUCUAACAGCAACUCUUCCUGUUGCUUCAGCAUUUGUUCCAGCUCCUCCUGUACCUCCGGUCAGUGCUCCGGCGCCUAUGCCUCCUGUUCACCCACCACCGCCCAUGGAUGAUGAGCCUGCCUCUAAGAAACUGAAGUCUGAAGACAGCCUCAUGCCGGAAGAGGAGUUCCUGAGGAGGAACAAGGGCCCUGUCACUGUCAAAGUCCAGGUCCCCAACAUGCAGGACAAGACCGAAUGGAAGCUGAAUGGGCAGGUGCUGGUCUUUACGCUCCCUCUUUCUGACCAGGUAAGCAGCCCAGGGUUACCCUGAGCAACACAUGGGGGGGGCAAUUUCUGCAUUCACAGAG
Messenger RNA from Pogona vitticeps (central bearded dragon), 432 nucleotides. NCBI's taxonomy places the organism in Eukaryota, Metazoa, Chordata, Lepidosauria, Squamata, Agamidae. The record is from RefSeq and is a predicted model, not a curated record.